CUAUGGCGCCCUGGGCCCCCACUGCGCGGGGCCACUAGGACCCUCAGCGUCCCCUUCCCUCCCCCUCCCUGCCCCCUCUCCCGCCGCGUGAACCCGGGUGUUCGCGGCACCCAGCUUUUGAGCUCGCGUCCCCAGGCCGGCGGGGGGGGAGGGGAAGAGGGGACCCCGGCACCCCUGUCCCCCCCCACCCGGCCGCCCAGUCCCCUGGGACCCGGAGAAAAUGUCUUCGCGGACGGCGCUGGCCCCGGGCAACGAUCGGAACUCGGACACGCAUGGCACCUUGGGCAGUGGCCGCUCCUCGGACAAAGGGCCAUCCUGGUCCAGCCGCUCCCUGGGCGCCCGCUGCCGGAAUUCCAUCGCCUCCUGCCCCGAGGAGCAGCCCCACGUGGGCAACUACCGCCUGCUGAGGACCAUCGGGAAGGGCAACUUUGCCAAAGUCAAGCUGGCCCGGCACAUCCUCACCGGCCGGGAGGUUGCCAUCAAGAUCAUCGACAAAACCCAGCUGAACCCCAGCAGCCUGCAGAAGCUGUUCCGAGAAGUUCGUAUCAUGAAGGGUCUAAAUCACCCCAACAUCGUGAAGCUCUUCGAGGUGAUCGAGACCGAGAAGACACUGUACCUAGUGAUGGAGUAUGCAAGUGCUGGAGAAGUAUUUGACUACCUCGUGUCGCACGGCCGCAUGAAGGAGAAGGAAGCUCGAGCCAAGUUCCGACAGAUUGUAUCGGCUGUGCACUACUGUCACCAGAAAAACAUUGUCCACAGGGACCUGAAGGCCGAGAACCUCUUGCUGGAUGCCGAGGCCAACAUCAAGAUCGCCGACUUUGGCUUCAGCAAUGAGUUCACGCUGGGCUCGAAGCUAGACACGUUCUGCGGGAGCCCCCCGUACGCUGCCCCGGAGCUGUUCCAGGGCAAGAAGUACGACGGCCCGGAGGUGGACAUCUGGAGCCUGGGCGUCAUCCUGUACACCCUCGUCAGCGGCUCCCUGCCCUUCGAUGGGCACAACCUCAAGGAGCUGCGGGAGCGAGUCCUCAGAGGGAAGUACCGGGUCCCUUUCUACAUGUCAACAGACUGUGAGAGCAUCCUGCGGAGAUUUUUGGUGCUGAACCCAGCUAAACGCUGCACUCUCGAGCAAAUCAUGAAAGACAAAUGGAUCAACAUCGGCUAUGAGGGUGAGGAGUUGAAGCCAUACACAGAGCCGGAGGAGGACUUUGGGGACACCAAGCGAAUCGAGGUGAUGGUGGGUAUGGGCUACACUCGGGAAGAAAUCAAAGAGGCCUUGACCAGCCAGAAGUACAAUGAAGUGACCGCCACCUACCUCCUGCUGGGCAGGAAGACUGAGGAGGGUGGGGACCGGGGCGCUCCAGCGCUGGCCCUGGCAAGGGUGCGGGCGCCCAGCGACACCACCAACGGAACCAGCUCCAGCAAAGGCACCAGCCACAGCAAAGGGCAACGGAGUUCCUCUUCCACCUACCACCGCCAGCGCAGGCAUAGUGACUUCUGCGGCCCAUCCCCCGCACCCCUGCACCCCAAGCGCAGCCCAACCAGCACGGGGGAGGCGGAGCUGAAGGAGGAGCGCCUGCCGAGCCGGAAGGCGAGCUGCAGCGCUGCCGGCAGCGGGAGCCGAGGGCUGCCCCCCUCCAGCCCGAUGGUCAGCAGCGCCCACAACCCCAACAAGGCAGAGAUCCCAGAGCGGCGGAAGGACAGCACGAGCACCCCCAGCAACCUCCCUCCCAGCAUGAUGACCCGCAGAAACACCUAUGUUUGCACAGAGCGCCCGGGGGCUGAGCGCCCAUCGCUGUUGCCAAACGGCAAAGAAAACAGCUCGGGUACCCCACGGGUGCCCCCCGCCUCCCCCUCCAGCCACAGUCUGGCUCCUCCAUCGGGGGAGCGGAGCCGCCUGGCACGGGGCUCCACCAUCCGUAGCACCUUCCACGGGGGCCAGGUCCGAGACCGGCGCACAGGGGGUGGGGGCGGUGGGGGCGUGCAGAAUGGCCCCCCCGCCUCGCCCACGCUGGCCCAUGAGGCCACACCCCUGCCCACCGGGCGGCCACGCCCCACCACCAACCUCUUCACCAAGCUGACCUCCAAACUGACCCGAAGGGUCUCAGACGAACCUGAGAGAAUCGGGGGACCUGAGGUCACAAGUUGCCAUCUACCUUGGGAUCAAACGGAAACCGCCCCCCGGCUGCUCCGAUUCCCCUGGAGUGUGAAGCUGACCAGCUCGCGCCCGCCCGAGGCCCUGAUGGCAGCUCUGCGCCAGGCCACCGCGGCCGCCCGCUGCCGCUGCCGCCAGCCACAGCCGUUCCUGCUGGCGUGCCUGCACGGGGGUGCGGGCGGGCCCGAGCCCCUGUCCCACUUCGAAGUGGAGGUCUGCCAGCUGCCCCGGCCGGGCCUGCGGGGAGUUCUCUUCCGCCGCGUGGCGGGCACCGCCCUGGCCUUCCGCACCCUCGUCACCCGCAUCUCCAACGACCUCGAGCUCUGAGCCGCCACGGCCCUGGUUCACCUCCUCUUCCUCUUCCUGGUCCCCUUCACUUCUGCAGGAGGGAAAGGGGUCAGGGGGCGGAUUCUUCCAUGGUCAUCCCCGCAGUUGGAUUGGACUGGGGGCAAAGGCCGUCUCCUCUGCUGUUCUCCGGGAUGCGUGGCUGAGGGAAGAGUGUGUGGGCUCAGAAGGGCGGGGGCGGGGCGGGGGGGAGGCGCCUUCCUGGAGCCUCCAGCCAGUCCUGUCCCUCCGCACCCUGCCAUGGAGCACCUGAGGAGACUUUGGGGGCAGGGCAGGGGCAGGAGGAGAAACUGAGGACACUCUUCCAUUCCUCCCAACAGUUCACGGAUCAGGCCUUGGGCAGGGGCAGGAAGGGUUGCUGAGCCUGACGACUGGAGAAUUGGGGGACUGGAAAUAGGGGGGUCAGAGAGGCAGAUUCCUUCCCCUUCCCCGCCCCCCAUGCUCGAACCCCCCUCCCUGCCCCAGGCUGGUGCGGGACACUUUGUACAAAUCCUUGUAAAUACCCCCAUGCCCUCCCCUCUGCAGAGAUCUCUCAAGGAGCUGGAGCUGGCGCUGUUGCCUCCGGUUUUUAAGUUAUUACAUCCCCACCCUCCUGUCUGCCCCUCACCUGCAGCCUGUUUGUCCAAUAAACUUAGGAGAGUCCCCCUCCCC
This is a messenger RNA of Phyllostomus hastatus (greater spear-nosed bat), 3148 nucleotides long. It is a transcript of the gene MARK4, whose product is annotated as microtubule affinity regulating kinase 4. Bases 221 to 2479 code for a protein of 752 amino acids. Gene Ontology annotation, biological process: intracellular signal transduction; microtubule cytoskeleton organization; protein phosphorylation. NCBI's taxonomy places the organism in Eukaryota, Metazoa, Chordata, Mammalia, Chiroptera, Phyllostomidae. Gene Ontology annotation, cellular component: cytoplasm. The record is from RefSeq and is a predicted model, not a curated record. Gene Ontology annotation, molecular function: tau-protein kinase activity; ATP binding; protein serine/threonine kinase activity. The transcript is spliced from 17 exons.